Molecule: messenger RNA, 1950 nt
Organism: Populus euphratica (Euphrates poplar)
Lineage: Eukaryota; Viridiplantae; Streptophyta; Magnoliopsida; Malpighiales; Salicaceae
Product: probable receptor-like protein kinase At5g47070
Exons: 5
Coding region: 484-1650 (388 amino acids)
Biological process (GO): protein phosphorylation
Molecular function (GO): ATP binding; protein kinase activity
Source: RefSeq, a predicted model, not a curated record
GAAGAGAGAACCCAUUGAAAGAUAACAAGGUUGUCUUGGUUAUAAAUCUCGUCGACUUCAGCCCCUUUUCACUUCACUUCUUUCGUUCCCACACGCCAUUCUCUCCCUCUCUCUCCUCUAUUCCUGUGUGUGUACGUGAUUGUCUCCGUAUUUUCCACUUUUAAACUGUUCUACUUUUUCUUUCCCAUCUUGUUCCCCACCCUCAUUGCUUCUGUUUUGGGUUUUGGUUUUGAAUCAUAGUUCAUUUUCUUUUAAAUCCAUGGUCUGCAUGCCAUCGAAUUCGUGGUUGGUUCUCUGCUAUCAUCACUUCUCUGCGAUAUAAUUGCUCUGAUCAAAGCUCAGUUCUUUCUUUGCUGUGUUUACACCUUGUAUUCAAUCCUCAACUGGGUUUCUUUGUUCUCGUGCUUUUCCUUCAUUUCCCCUAGUUUUCAUUUUUUUCAUCCCGCGGUUGCUUUUUGAGGAUUGAAAGCUGAAGGAAAAACCAUGAAGUGUUUCUAUAUUUUUAAGGAUAAAUUUAAGAACAAGAAAGGACAAGCAAAUUCAGCCCCAGAACCGAGAGACCAAAGCAAAUCAAAUAGUUCACCUCUGAGUCGUACAGCGAAAUCCUUACCAUCUCCAAGAAGCAUACCUGAAUUGUACAAAGAGAAGGAGCACAAUUUGCGAGUUUUCAGUUUUCAAGAGCUUAAAGAGGCAACAAAUGGUUUUAACAGAUUGCUUAAGAUUGGAGAAGGUGGCUUCGGGAGUGUGUAUAAGGGAACAGUCAGACCUGCCAGUGGUCAAGGCGAUCCUAUAGUGGUUGCCAUUAAAAAGCUCAACAAUCAUGGCUUGCAGGGUCAUAAACAAUGGCUUGCAGAAGUUCAGUUUCUUGGAGUUGUUAGUCACCCGAACCUAGUGAAACUUCUAGGUUACUGCUCUGUUGAUAGUGAAAGAGGGAUCCAACGGCUUCUGGUUUAUGAAUAUAUGCCCAACAGAAGCUUAGAAGAUCAUCUUUUCAAAAGAGGUCCACCCACUCUGUCAUGGAGGAAAAGAUUAGAGAUAAUCCUUGGUGCUGCUGAAGGAUUGGCGUAUUUGCAUGGAGGAAUGGAAGUCCAGGUUAUUUAUCGAGAUUUUAAAUCCUCGAAUGUUCUUUUGGACAAGGACUUUAAACCAAAGCUCUCUGAUUUCGGGCUUGCUAGAGAAGGACCGACGGGUGAUCGAACUCAUGUAUCCACUGCGGUGGUUGGUACAUAUGGAUAUGCUGCUCCCGAAUAUGUUGAAACAGGCCAUCUCACCAUUCACAGUGAUGUAUGGAGUUUCGGCGUCGUUCUCUAUGAAAUCCUUACUGGCAGGCGAACGCUGGAAAGAAAUCACCCUGUAAAAGAGCAGAAGCUUCUAGAUUGGGUGAAACAAUUUCCAGUUGACAGUAAAAGAUUUAGCAUGAUAAUUGAUCCACGACUCAUAAAUGAGUAUUCCUUCAAUGCAGCAAAGCAAAUUGCUAAGUUGGCAGAUAGCUGCCUUAACAAGAAUGCAAAAGAGCGGCCGACAAUGACUCAAGUGGUAGAGAUGUUGAAGCAAAUAAUACAAGAUAUAGAAGGGGGGAACACCUCUACAAAUAGGAAUGCUGAAUCGUCUCAAUCUAACUUGUUAAGGCGCAAACAGAACAAGGUAUAAUUGCUUGGGGGUUGAGCACAAUUGAAUGGCCAUAUUAUCAAUGCGCCUGAAAUCUAUUGAAAAACAAUACCGUGGAGUUACGUAAUUUUGUAUAUGAGUUGAUCCGAAUCAAUCUCAAUUCGACUUAGCUAUAGCAUUCUUUUCUUGUUUUACUGGUUAUCAUUUUUCCUCUGUUAAGUUCAUGAAUGUUGCGAGGCAAUAAGAUAAAGGCACAUAGUAAAUGAUAGAGUGGUUUUGAAUCUUGAUGCUGGCUGAUGUAAUCAUAAUGAUUGAUGCAAUACGAUUUCCAUUAUUUCGCUA